AUGGCCAAUGUUGAUGGUAGUAGUGGGGCUGAAAAUAUAAGUACAGCGGGGUCGGGGAUUGAUCCAAGCAAGGAUCCAAAAAGGAAGGCUAAGUCUAAUGAUCCUGGGUGGAAGUAUGGAUUCUGGCCUAAUUUAGAAGAUAAGAAUUGUGUCAAGUGUAUCCUUUGUGGGGUGGAUACCAAGGGAGUAAUAAAAAGAUUGAAGCAACACUUGAUUGGUGGUUAUGGAGAUGUAGCCAAGUGCACAAAGACAACUGCAGCAAUUGCUACAGAGAUGAGAGAAGCAAUCUUGAAAAACAAGAAGAGGAGGAUGGAAAUUUUGGAUGUUGAUGGUGAAGAUUUACCUGUGGAAGGGGCCGAAGAAGGGCAUGUAGAGUCUGAUUUGGGGGGGGGGGGGGGGCGGGCUCAAGCCUUAUCCCAAGCUCUGGAACAACUUAAAAAAAAAAAGAAAGUUGUCAUUCAAACCAUAGUCAAACAACAAGUAAGGGGUCCCAUGGAUGCUCAUGUCAAGAGGCGGACUCCUGAAGAGAUUGUUGCAGAAAGGCACGGUAAAGGUCCCCAACAGACUACAAUGGAGAACCGUAUGAGAUCAGAGGAGGAAAGAGAUAAACUUCGUUCUUACUUUGCAAGGUGGGCUUAUGAAAGCGGUGUUCCAUUUAAUGCCUUGAAGCUAAGGAGCUUUGAGGAGUUGGUUGAGGCAAUUGGACAGUAUGGGCCAGGUCUCAAGCCCCCUUCAUUUCAUGAUUAUAGGGUUCCUCUAUUGAAGUCUGAGAAGGAGAAAAUUGAUGAAAUAAAAAAGAAACACAAAAUCUCUUGGAAGAAAGGGUGCACUCUCAUGUCUGAUGGGUGGACAGACAAGAAAGGAAGGCACUUAAUUAAUUUUCUUGUCAACAGUACAGAGGGGACAUUCUUUUUGGGGUCUGUAGAUGCAUCAAGUCAAAUACAAGAUGCGAAAAUGUUAUUUGAGUUCCUUGAUAGUAAGAUUGAGGAGAUUGAAGAGGAGAAUGUGGUUCAAGUGGUCACUGAUAAUGCUUCCAAUUAUGUUGCUACUGGAAGGUUAUUAAUGGAGAAAAGAAAGAAGUUGUAUUGGACUCCAUGUGCAGUUCAUUGCCUAGACCUUAUGAUGGAGGAGAUAGACAAUAUAAAAACAUACAGGUCUGUGAUAUUGAAGGGGAGAAAAAUUACUAGCUUCAUCUAUAGGCAUACUCGCCUUCUUGAAGCUAUGAGGGUACAUACAAGAGGAGCAGACUUAGUGAGGGCUGGAGCAACUAGAUUUGCAUCUUCAUUUUUAACACUUCAGAGCUUAUUGAACGAUAAAGAUAGUUUGAGGAAAUUAUUUCUUUCUGAUCACUGGGAGAGUUCUAAGUUGUCACAUACAGAGCCAGAGAAGCAAAUUGUUGAAAUAGUUAUUUCCACACCUUUCUGGAAUGGUGUGCAAGAUUGCUUGAGACCAUCAUUGCCUCUUCUUCAAGUAUUGAGGAUAGUAGAUGGAGAUGAGAGGCUUGCAUUGCCUGAAGUAUAUAUUGCAAUGGAAGAGAUGGAGCGACCAAUAUAUUUGGCUGCAUUUCUCCUCAAUCCAAGCAAGUACUUUAGUACAAUUGAGAAUGAAUCAGAUGAAUCUUUAGCCAACUCCUUGAUGCAUAAAGCAAAUGAUGCCUAUAAUGAUAUUCUUGCAAGGAUGGUGCCUGAUACAACCUUGCAAGACAAGAUCAGUGGAUAA
This is a messenger RNA of Telopea speciosissima, 1719 nucleotides long. RefSeq lists its product as uncharacterized. The transcript is spliced from 2 exons. The record is from RefSeq and is a predicted model, not a curated record. NCBI's taxonomy places the organism in Eukaryota, Viridiplantae, Streptophyta, Magnoliopsida, Proteales, Proteaceae. The coding region runs from base 1 to 1719 and encodes 572 amino acids.